AUGAUGAUCUCUCCCGACGGCUCAGACGAUGAUGAUCACUCCUCGUCUGUGUCUCUCUCGACGGCUCACCUCGAUGAUGAAUCACUUCAUCUCUCUCUCCGGCCCGGAGGUCUCCUCGACAAAAGAAAAGGUCAGAUGGACAGAUCAAGAGACGAAGGUUCCUCAAACAAGACGACUACAAUUGCAAUACAGAGCAAAGACCCCGUGAUAGGGAAUGAGAAAAGUUCGGUUGCGUUCUGGAAAAGAAUUGCUGCGUACUUCUCGGCUAGUCCCAAGAUUUAUCCCGGUGAGAGAAGAGAAGCAUCACACUGCAAGCAACGGUGGCACAAGAUGAAUGACUUGGUCUUCAAGUUUUGCGGAACAUAUGAAGCAGCAACAAGAGAAAAAAGUUGUGGGCAAAAUGAGGAUGAUGUUCUCAAACUAGCCCACAAAAUCUUCUUCACCAAUCAUAAAAAGAAGUUCACACUUGAGCAUGCUUGGAAGGAGCUGAGAAAUGACCAAAAGUGGUGUGAGCUUUCUUCGAGUAAAAAUGAAGGAAGCUCCAAAAGGAGGAAGUUUGAGGACGGUUCACACUCAACAUGCUCUGAAGCAAAUGAAACAGACAGUGGUAUAGCUUAUGAAGGAACCACUCGUCCCACCGGUGUAAAAGCAGCAAAAGCCCGUGGGAAGAAACCGAUGGGUGUUGCCAAGGACAUGUCUCAAUUUCAGACUAUGUGGACCAUCAAGCAGCAAGACUUGGCUGCUCUCAAGGAAAAGAUCUCGAAGAUGAGGCUACUAGACAGUCUGAUUGCAAAACAAGAUCCCCUAGCUGACUGA
Molecule: messenger RNA, 816 nt
Organism: Brassica napus (rape)
Lineage: Eukaryota; Viridiplantae; Streptophyta; Magnoliopsida; Brassicales; Brassicaceae
Product: glutathione S-transferase T3-like
Exons: 3
Coding region: 1-816 (271 amino acids)
Source: RefSeq, a predicted model, not a curated record